This is a messenger RNA of Pseudomyrmex gracilis, 8168 nucleotides long. RefSeq lists its product as uncharacterized. Gene Ontology annotation, biological process: regulation of transcription by RNA polymerase II. The transcript has 8 exons. NCBI's taxonomy places the organism in Eukaryota, Metazoa, Arthropoda, Insecta, Hymenoptera, Formicidae. Gene Ontology annotation, cellular component: nucleus. Gene Ontology annotation, molecular function: RNA polymerase II cis-regulatory region sequence-specific DNA binding; zinc ion binding; DNA-binding transcription factor activity, RNA polymerase II-specific. The record is from RefSeq and is a predicted model, not a curated record. Bases 1271 to 7807 code for a protein of 2178 amino acids.
CCGGCGAUGGUAGUAGCGGCGAUGAUGAUGGUAGUGGUGACCGUGCGGUAGUAUCGCCGUGUUGUGUGUGCCUGCUCUGUGUGUUGCUGCUGCUCGUGUAUCGUCGUAGCCGUCGUCGUGUCGCCGCUACGCGGUGGGGAUAAGGAGACCCCGUGGAAUCGCGCGCCAGCCGAUUACAUUUCUCUGCGUAUGUCGCUCGGCAAUGACUAACUGCGCGCGGCCGUAUGCAUUAGCGAGAGAGAUAUCGCCGUCAACGGUGCCGUUUUCGAGCCUGUUGUCAUUGCCGUCGUCGCUUCACUACGUCAGCACCGGUCAGACGGGAUUUGCAUAGCAAACAGAUUGACGCGCUCGUAAUAAGUGGAUAACGAGAGAAGACAAGUCGCGCCGCGCGCUCUCUUGGUGCGUGUAUCGAUAUAUUACAGUGCCCGACCGCCCGCACGGUUCUCUCGUUCUGUGCGUGCAUUAUCUCUGUGUACGUGUAUAUAUAUAUAUAUAUAUACAUAUAUUAUAUAUGUGUGCGUGUGUGUGGAUAAGUGCGUGAAUAUCGCUUCGCGAGAGAGAGAAAGAGAGGGGAAGACAAGAUAGAGGAUACGGAGCUUAAAAUAGAAGAGAUGACUUCGGCUUAAGUACGCGGCGGGAGGACAAGCGAGUGAAGCGAAUCGGCAAUUCUUCCCCGCGCGUUAUAUGUUUCUGUGAUACGUUCGAAUUCUAAGUUCUUCUUCGCGGGUGUGAGAGAAGAAAAAAAAAACAAGCAUAUAUAUUUUCAUCAUCACACCUGGGAACCGCAGUUGUUCGCGGAACGGAUUCUUACUUUCAAAAAACCGAAGCAUAACGAGGAUAUAUACAUUUACGAAAUAUACACGCGCGCGUGUAUCAUCUCGCAGUGGAGUGCGCAUUCUGUGAUAAAUCUGCAUAGUGGAUACUAUAGUGGCGGAGAGAAAGAAAGAGAGAGAGAGAGAGAGAGAGAGUGAGUGAUUGUGUGUCUUUUCCGCGACUGUUCUUUCUGUUUUCUUUUUUUGUUUUUUUUUCCUACGGCCGUAUCUGUCGGAAAAGGAGAAGGGUUCGUCGAUCCUCGGAGGCAGGCAGAGUGAUCGCGGCGGCGAGCAGGCGAGAGACGAGCGCUCGUCGGAGAGGAGGCGUCGUCUCGCUCUCUGUCCCACGCGAUGGAUCGUGACUCGCGUUCGUAUUCCUGCGGAGGCUGCGAGAGGACCGCUGCCGAGGGCCGAGCUAUGCCGAUGGAGUAACAAGUGAGCGGCGAAGCGGCGUUGCCAUGACGACAGAGACCCACACCGUGGCGAUGACAGACCCACAGCUGACCAACAAUAACAACAACAACAAUAACAACAAUAACGAUGGCGAACCAAAAUAUUUGCACAAGAAGUUUAAAAAGAUGGCGACGACCGAGGUCACGUCGAAGGUCGUCGAGCCCAAGAAGGAGGCCACGGCGAACAACGUCGUCCCUAUCGAGACACCCAAGAGAAAGGACGCUGAGAAGGACAGCAAGGAGCCUUCAAAAGAGCCUGGCAGCAAGCUCGAGACUUCUCCGGAACCCGUGGCAACCGAGCCCACCGUCGAGUCCAGGAAGGCCGCUAAUAUUUGUCCGUACUGCAAGCUGGUCUGCGCGAAACCGAGCGUACUUCAGAAGCACAUCAGGGCGCACACAAACGAGCGACCUUAUCCGUGCUUACCGUGCGGUUUUGCCUUCAAAACUAAGUCAAACUUGUACAAGCAUCGCAGAUCACGCUCUCACGCACAUAAGAUGGAGAAAGGCGACAAGGUAUCGGAAGAUUCCGACAUAAGUCUAUCGGACAGUGCUAGCAAUGGCACUGGUACACCACCGCCGCCUCCCGCGUCGACGCCCACGACGACGACAACGACGGUAUCAACCGCUGCAUUGAAGACCGUGAAGACUGGUAAGAUCUACAAACCGAAGUUCCAAGCUCGAACGGCUCUGCAGUGUCUGAACGACACCGAAUCGUCUUCCUUAUCUCCGAGUUCUUCCAGUAGUUCUUCUUCUUCCUCCUCCUCUUCUCCCUCCACUACUACGUCUGCUUCCAAUUCCGUCAAACCAAACGCGGAACAGCUGCAGGAACACAUCGACAAGAUCAUCACGGACAAUCAGGCGAUCGUCGAGGCUGUGGAUCCGCGUUUGCACAAACUGAUGCAACGUCAGCAGAGUCUGGUGGAGACAAAGCAGUCGAUCGAGCAUCAACCGUUGAACUUGUCUUCUGUAGAGCAGAGCUGCUCUCCGAGCAGCAGGAAACGUUGCUACAGCGACAGUUGCGCCCAAGAAGCGAAAGAGGAUACGCCAACUUCUGAAGGUUCGAUCAUCAAGGAUCUCCUCCUGAAGACUCGCGGUGUUGUAACGAACGGGCCGGAGACUGUGGAGAACUUUCUCUGUCCCAGUUGUAAUAUUCCUUACACUAGCAUCGACAACUUGGAGACACAUCGUAGAUACUAUUGUAAGGGCGUCGGCAGCCCUCGAAAAGGAACCGACUAUCAGACUGAGUUGGAAAAACGUGAUUCUGACUUCGACUCUAGGUCUUCCGACUAUUACAGCACCUUGCAGCCAUUACCCUCGCCGGGUCCUCUGCUAGGCAACACUAGACUAGUCGACGCGUACGCGCCGGUCCUCAAGAAACCAAGAACAGAUCUCGUUCCCACAAGCUUGAGAUCAUUGGAAGAGCUCAGCAAGUAUCCACGUCCAAACUCGCUACAGAUGUUCGGUGGCGAGGUGAGGAUACUUGACAAUACAGGUGAGACGAAAACGAUGAGGAUCGAGCCGCGGCAAAACAAUUCGCCUACUAACGAGCAUCUGAGUAACGGCAAAUGCAUAACUACGGAAACAUCGGUCGUGGUGAGGUCUGGACUACAUUCGGGUGGUACAAUGGUGCAUAAACCGUCGACACCAGCGUCGGCCAGUACAUCUAGCUCUUCCAUAUCCUUACCCAAUACGCCUAAGUUGUUGGCGCCCAUCAUACCGAACAUAUCAACCCCGAAUAUAACGCCUAACUGCUAUAACCUGUUGGAACCUCCCAUUCUCAACCCGCUGCCGAGCAUCACUGCCUACAAUCCGUUGACACUGCGACAGGCGGGAGUCACUAGUAUUCUCCACGGCGGUAAAGUAAUACCUUAUGUACCUGGUAUGCCCGGACCGCACACGCUGACCGGUACAACCAUAGACAUAUCUCCGAGUAUAACAGCCGGCGAAGCCAAUUACAAGGUAAUACCGGGUGUACCGGGUCUGCACAUGGUACCUCAGCCGCUAGAUCUGGCUAGUCCGGUGAAGGUGCAACCUAGUACGGUGCCCGGCAUGCCGGGUCCGUUGUCUGGACAUGCUUCCUCCAUGCUGGACCAGCCUCUGGACUUGGCUAGUCCGGCGAAGGAGACGGCAAAAAUCAGUUUCAAAACUCCGAACAGCGACAGUCUGAAGAGCGGCUUGACCAGUCCUAAAGUUCCUAGUGUCAAGGUCGAGACAUCGACGGACAAGUAUCGUGCGAGGAUGCCGUCGACGCCUACCGGUGGAGAGAUCGGCAAGGCAGAGCUUGAUCGUCAUAUCAAGAAUAAUGUGAAAUACAAAAACCUAGAAAGCCCGCGCGAGAGAAGAGAAUUUACAUAUGACAAGAGCCCAAAGUUGGAUAGAACGUUUAGUUAUCCAAACGGCAUGGAUCCGACGACUUCUUCUUAUAGCAAACUGAGAUACUCACCGAAAAACAUUUCAGAAAGUAGGAAGAGGCCGUCCAAUUGGGGUGUCAGCGAGAUAGACGCCGGCAGGGCAGCGCCAGUAGACACGCAUGUUGCAAUCUCCAAAUACGAUCUAUCUCCUCACGAAAACGGUCGAUUGAAGAGUAGCAUCGCUUUAGACGAACGUGGAUGGGCGAAGAACGCGGACGGAUAUUCAUUUAACGGGGCCAAGGUAAAGGCCGAUAACGCGCCGUCAGUGAUACUAGUAAAUCUAGAUUCUUCCAAAACAGAAGUGCCAACAAAAACUUCCGUAGAAUUAGUUGUUAAGGACAAACAGCCUGAGGCCAAAUCGCCGAAAAAUAGCGGCGAUAUCGCUAAGGAAGCGACUAACUCUAAAAAGUUCUUAAGGCCCACAUCGUUGCCACUGAAGCCCGGUACGUUUACAGCAAAAAUGCAUCACGGGAUCACACCAACGGCUAACACGCUCCCUCUCAUCAGUCCCGAAACUCCGCGACCUAAGAAGUCGUACGGUCAGUUGUAUCUGAACGGGCACGCCUACACAUAUCUGGGACUUAAGUGUUCCACCAGACUGUUCUAUUGCACUUUAAAUCGACCGCAGCCGAUGUACGUUACGCAGCAACACGGUUUGUCGAUGUACUCCAAUUGGAAGGUAUGUAAGGAGACACCGCCAGACGUGGACAUGGCGCACUACGACUCGCGGCACAGGCCUCUCGGUUACACUACCGCGUGGAAAAAGCAAGAAGAUAUUCUGACACAUUCUUCACAAAGACCAACCACCCCUGUCAGUCCGGAUAGCGGAUUGGAAAAUGACAUGCAAGAGAAAGCUAAGAGAGUGAAGAUAUGUGACGGAGGCUUCGAGAGCAAUGAAGAUUAUACGUAUGUGCGCGGAAGAGGUCGGGGACGAUAUGUAUGCCAAGAAUGCGGAAUUCGUUGUAAAAAACCAUCUAUGUUGAAGAAACAUAUCAGAACCCAUACAGACGUUAGACCAUACACAUGCAAGCAUUGUGCAUUUAGUUUCAAAACGAAGGGCAACCUUACGAAGCAUAUGAAGUCCAAGGCACACUAUAAGAAGUGCGUGGAAUUAGGCGUGGUACCAGUUCCCACAACGGUUUGCGAUGAAAAUAUUGACAAGGAAGCUAUUGCACGACUAGCCGCGACUGGAGGGGGCAAUGUCGAGGAAUCUUCGGAAGAAGAAGAGGAGAGUGAAGGUGAGGAAAGUGAAGAGUCUGGCAACGAAGAACAAGAAGCGGCUCAAAGCCUGUUGAGUCUUUCGCAACGUAACACGACCAACACAAUACCGGGUCUGCUGCCGUCUGGUAGACCCACGACGUAUCCGUACGCGUCGUCGACUUUAUCGACUACUACCAUAGCGAGCGUCGUGUCUACUGUGGCGAGUACAUCGGUCGUGAGCAGUCAAAACGUCACUGCGCAAGGAACGGCUCCCGUCCAAAACGAGGUACCACAACGUUAUUACUUUCCGUCGACUCGAAAUUCGACAGAAGAACCGAGAAUCAGCGUGAUCCAAUCGUCAAAGAAGGACGAUGCUGACUUCGAGGUCGAAGAAGUCAUCGAUGCUUCAUCUGAAUCACCUCAUCAGUUAUCUCAACCUAUAGAUCUCACGUUAAAACAGACAACGCAAUUGCUACCCUCGCCGAUUCCGCAAAGAGCUAGACCUGCAGAUAUUCUGACUCCUGUUUCGGAACCGGUCCUGUUGCAAACGAUAGUUCAGACGAUGGAACGAUUGCCUAUACAAGGUAGAGAAUGGAAGCCGGACGCGGAAGGUCACAUGUUGCAAGCGUAUCUCACGGAGAGACACGUAAUGGACAGCAAAAUCAAACAGCAGUAUCGUGUAGGAAAUACUAAAAUGGACAACAAGCAGGUACAAGAAAGAGAGACUUAUCCGCGGCAUCAGGAUCUUGGUAGAUCUAGACACGUAGAUUGCAACGGCGUCCCAACAGUGACGUACACCGAUCCUAGUAAGAUGCAGCACACUAUUAUGGAAUCUAGGAUUAAACAUAUGACAAAGCAUACAAGUGACGACAUCAAAAUGGAGAUCAGAGAGAAGAUUUAUCAAAACAACAUGGCGAUGGAAAGACGAGCGUUCGACUAUGAAAAUAUUCACAAAGAUAAAGAGCAAUCCAAUCAUCUGGUUUCUAAUCGUGAAAAUUUUGAGCAACACAAUUUAACUAACGAUCUUGCUGGUAUAAGAUCGAAUAUCGAAUACAAUUUGCCAGUAACUAAGAACAACAGUUCCGUAGAGAGAUCGGUUUAUUCUGGUGACGCAUCUCAUCGCAAUACACCGGUGAUCGAGCGACAUUCACCAAAAUCCUUGAAUAUGGACGUUAAUCGACCGCCGUUGAUGCACGUGAACAACGACAUUGACAGAAAUCCCAUGUUCGCGAUGAAGAUGAUGAGUGAAAUAGAAAGACCCAGAGAAUGCCACCCUGUUACCCAAGAAAUGAGAUCCGCGAAUCACGAAUUAAGAGCCGUAAAUAGCGACAUGCGAAUACAGAAUCAUAGUCCGCGAAAUCUCGAUUUGAGACCGCCCAGUAGGGAGAUUAGAACGCCCGGUCAGGAAUACAAAACGCCAAAUCAGGAUUUGAGACUACCGAGUCAGCAGGAGUACAAGAUGGAGUACAAAAUGCGCGGACAGGAAAUGAGACCACCUAGCCGUGAAUAUCUGGCGGCAUACAACGCUCACGAUAUGCAAGUUAUUCAGGAGCUUAUGCCGUCGACAAAUAUGGAAAUGCGACAAACAAAUUCAGAUAAUAGACCGCCAAGCAGUGACAUAAGAGUUCUCUCGGAAUACAGAACGCAAUCUUCAGAUCAUCGUGCAAACUACGAGGUAAUACAACCAUCCAUGCACGAAUCUGGCAAACCGCAAAACGUCGAUGCGAGAAAUACUCAAGAGAUACGAAUUGUCUACUACGAUACGAAACACAAUGCGGAGAAACAAAAUAUACCGGACAGUAUAAAACACACGGUAGCUAGAAAAAUAGUUGUCGGGCCGGAUUUUCGAUCGCCUUCGCCGAAUAUGGGAAACCCGAAGCCGCAAGCAGAAUUUUUACAACCGUCGAGCGGACCGCCGCCUAACUACGUUAGUAUUACAGAAGAUGGGAGAAGUAUAUGUGCAAUUUGUAACAAGAUAUUCAACAAGCCUAGUCAGUUACGAUUGCAUAUCAACAUUCAUUAUUUUGAACGGCCGUUCAGAUGUGAAAGUUGCGCAGUUUCCUUCCGGACGAAAGGUCACUUAACAAAACACGAGAGAUCUGUAUCCCAUCACAAUAAGGUCAGUAUGACUUCUACAUUUGGUGCGGCGACUACUAGCAAUCCCAGGCCAUUCAAAUGUACGGAUUGUAAAGUGGCAUUCAGAAUACACGGCCAUUUGGCCAAGCAUCUUCGUAGCAAGAUGCACAUAAUGAAGUUGGAGUGCUUGGGCAAGCUGCCAUUUGGAACAUACGCGGAGAUGGAAAGGUCGGGUGUCAAUUUGAACGAUAUUGACACUACGGACUGUGAUAAUAGUCUUAAUAGUUUGAAGAUGUUAGCUCAAAGAUUGUGCGAGAAGGAUCCCGCUAAGGUCGCGCAGUGGGACACGGAAACUCUGCCUGGACCGGUCGUAAGCGGCAGCGAAACCUCAUCGGACGAGGGCGAACCUAUAUCGCAGCACGCAUUUCACGCGCAGUACAUGAAAGCGACGGACGCGGACGUCUCUCGAUCAUAUCACGUGCCAAUCGCUACCGAGGAAACGAAAGCCGUCAACGACGUUCGCCUCCGCAGUCCCCAGUUCGGUCAACAGAGACGCGUUUUCCCUGUUAAAGAGCAGCGACCGAUGCCGGCUGUUGUUUCGACGGAAGACACAAGAGCGGAAGACAAUUUACAAUCAUACAAGUGCCAAGUUUGCCAUGUAUCUAUGCGUACUGUAAACGAGUUACAGGUACACUGUUUUGUUGAACAUAACAUUGAAACAGAGUCUAGUACAAAUAUUCACGGGGAUAGGAGCACGGGUAAAUGUAGUAGAGAUAAAGAGAAUACUCAGAAACCAAGUGCGGAAGAAUCCGUGGUUAGGGAGGAUCAUAAGAGGCAGAAGAUGGAAGACACGUAGUGCCAAAACUAUGUAGCAUGCUAAACAAGUUUCUGAAUGGUGUUUGCCAUAUUACUUAGAGAAAUCGCAGAUAUAAUUUAUUAUUCUAUAUAUAAGAUAUAUAUAUAUAUAUAUAUAUAUAUAUAUAUCACACACACAGAUAAUCUAAAGUUUCGAUUAUUUCUUAAAAAUAUACUAUCUCGGUAGAGAGAUGAUACGAUAGAAUAUGACGCGUGUAGCGCUUUGAAAAAAAUCUCUUAAAAGUUACACAAAUUUAUUUUAAAUAUUUGCAAAGUUAAACGUCGCAUGCAAAGCGUGUUUACUUUUUUUGUAGUUAUUAUUAUAACUUUUACUUUUUUUUGUAGUUAUUAUAACUUUGUUA